Molecule: messenger RNA, 1998 nt
Organism: Pneumocystis jirovecii RU7
Lineage: Eukaryota; Fungi; Ascomycota; Pneumocystomycetes; Pneumocystales; Pneumocystaceae
Exons: 10
Coding region: 1-1998 (665 amino acids)
Biological process (GO): intracellular signal transduction; peptidyl-serine phosphorylation
Molecular function (GO): protein serine/threonine kinase activity; ATP binding
Source: RefSeq, a predicted model, not a curated record
AUGAAUUCAAGCAAAAAGAAAGAGAUCGAAUCAAAUGGCCUUCGUAUAAAAAAAGACAAAUUAUUUAGUCCUUUUUUCCUAGAAUUGUUAUCUCUUUUUACACCCAAACAGAAUUGUGGUUCGGACAAAACAAUAUGUAUUUCUUUGCCAAUAGAUUUCCGGCAUCUUGCUCAUGCAAACAACAAAAAAGAAGCCAUUGCUCUUUGCCAAGAAUCAUCAUUUAAUACAUAUGAAUAUUUCUAUAAAUCUAAAACAAAUACAAGUAUCGUUACAUCAAUCAAUUCGAAUUUAGUAGCAUUGAAUAAGCUACAUCCACCUCUGAAAGUUGACCAAACAUCUAUUAUUAAUACAACUCUCAAAACAUUUAUCAUACCGUCUGAAAGUACAAUAGUUUAUAGACAUAAUAACGACAAAAAAUCAUUUUAUAUGAAAGAUGUACUCUUUCGCCAACCAUCCUUAAGUACUAUCGAAAAAUCUGCAGCUACAAAAAUCUUUCUUGAAACUUACUUUCAUAAUAUUCUUAAAAAGCCAAAUCCACGAGAUGAAAGACAAAAAAAUCUUGAAAUGCAAUUAGAAAAUACCAAAUUAUCAGACCAGGACCGCCAAAAUCUUCGUCUUGAAUUUAACAAGCAAGAAACAAAAUAUCUUAGAUCUCUUCGUCAACGAGUCGAUACAUCGAGUUUUAUUGCUUUAAAGACUAUAGGUCAUGGAGCUUUUGGUGUUGUAAAAUUAGUCAAAAAGAAAGACAAUGGCAUGAUUUAUGCAAUGAAAGUUCUUAAAAAAGCAGAUAUGUUGAAGAAAGGUCAAGAAGGACAUGUAUGGGCCGAACGUGAUCUACUUGCUAUAGCCAGUGAUAAUGGAAAUUGGAUUGUUAAAUUGUGUUAUUCUUUUCAAGAUUCAACACAUUUAUAUCUAGUUAUGGAGUAUAUGCCCGGAGGUGAUUUGUUAAAUUUACUUGUCAUUAAAGAUAUAUUUCCAGAAGAUUUUGCGCGAUUUUACAUUGCAGAAAUGGUACUUUGUAUAGAAGAAAUACAUAAAUUAGGAUAUAUUCAUAGAGAUAUUAAACCAGAUAACUUUUUAUUUGACCAGUAUGGUCAUAUUAAGAUUUCUGAUUUUGGUUUAUCAACAGAUUUAUCAUGGCUACAUGACUCUGCAUAUUUUGAACAACAGAGAAUAUGCCUUUUAAAAAAAAAUGGAAUUAAUAUAGAUAACAACAUUAGUAAAAGAAAGAGUUUUAAUAUGCUAGCUAUGUUAGAAUUAUAUGAAAAUAAACUAUCUAACAAUGGAAUUCUUACAUGGAGAGAUAAAAAUCGUCGAGAAUUUGCAUAUAGUCUUGUUGGAACUAAUAGUUAUAUGGCGCCAGAAAUCAUUAAAGGUGAAGGAUAUACAAAAAGCUGUGAUUGGUGGUCCCUUGGUGUUAUUCUUUAUGAGUGUCUUUACGGAUUCCCUCCAUUUGUUUCAAAAACUAAACAUGCAACAAGGAUAAAAAUACUUAAUUGGCGUCAAACUUUGCAUUUUCCUACUACCCCUCAUGUUUCUAAAGAAGCACAAGAUUUAAUUAAGAUGCUUAUAUGUGAUCACAAAGAUCGCUUAGGCUCUACUUCUUUUUGUCACCUUUAUUCUAACCCAUUGCAUACAAUAUCCAAACAAUCAAAUUCUGAAAUAUAUCAGUAUUCAUCAGAUGCGGAAGAAAUAAAAGCGCAUCCAUGGUUUCGUAAUAUAGAUUGGGAUUCUUUACAUAAACAGACACCCCCAUUCGUUCCAAAAAUUAAAGAUCUAACAGAUACAAAAUAUUUUGAAGAACUCAGUAAAGACGAAGUAUUGCAGUCUGCUCCAGGUAUAGGACAAUACAAAAUAAGAGACUUACUUCUUAGAGACAAGGUAUAUGGUGAGGAAGUUCUUCAAAUUCGGGAGAAAUUAGCAUUUAAAGGUUACACUUAUCGCAGAAAAGAUAUUCCUAUAUAUAAUUAUAGUAUGAAUAUGAAUAACGAAAAAUAA